CAAGGCUUUCUCCAUCAACAGAACGUUUCUAUCGUCGAUCUGUUGAUUCUCUUGUCUCAUCUAUCCUUUUAUCAAUCUCUACGAGUUUACGAUAGAACUGUAGAGCCUUUUUUUCUACAAUUCAGUCAUGCCGAUCUCCAAAGGUGACUCGUUGGGCAUGGCCAUGCCGGCCGAGAUUCAGGACUACUCCAAGGCCCUUGAUGUCCUGGAGAAGGAUUACUCCUCCAGAGAUGGCCUGGACGUUGAUACGCUUCUCGACUCCGAUAAGCAUGGAGCCUUGACCUACAAUGACUUCCUGAUCCUCCCCGGUUAUAUCGGCUUCCCCGCUUCGGACGUCGUUCUGGACACCCCCGUCACCAAGCGUGUGACCCUGAAGACGCCUCUCGUGUCUUCCCCCAUGGACACCGUCACUGAGCACAACAUGGCCAUCCACAUGGCUCUGCUCGGUGGUCUGGGUGUUAUCCACCACAACUGCUCCCCGGAUGAGCAGGCGGAGAUGGUCCGCAAGGUGAAGCGGUAUGAAAACGGCUUCAUCCUGGACCCCGUGGUUCUCGCCCCGACGGCCACCGUUGGCGAGGCCAAGGAGUUGAAGGCCAAGUGGGGCUUCGGUGGUUUCCCCGUGACUGAAAACGGCACCCUCCGCUCCAAGAUCAUCGGAAUGGUCACUUCCCGUGAUAUCCAGUUCCACAACAACUCUUCUGACCCGGUCACCAACGUUAUGUCGACCGACCUCAUCACCGCCCCUGCUGGCACCACCCUGGCGGAGGCGAAUGACGUCCUGCGUAGCUCCAAGAAGGGAAAGCUGCCCAUUGUGGAUGACAAUGGAAACAUUGUCUCCCUGCUGUCCCGGAGUGAUCUGAUGAAGAACCUCCACUAUCCUCUGGCCUCUAAGCUUCCCCAGUCCAAGCAGCUGAUCUGCGCGGCCGCCAUUGGCACGCGCGAGGAGGACAAGAGCCGUCUCAAGCUGCUUGUUGAGGCUGGUCUUGACAUUGUCGUCCUGGACAGCAGCCAGGGCAACAGCUUGUACCAGAUGGAGAUGAUCAAGUACAUCAAGCAGGCUUUCCCCGAGAUCGAUGUCAUUGGCGGUAACGUCGUGACUCGCGAGCAAGCCGCUUCCUUGAUCGCUGCUGGUGUCGAUGGCCUGAGAAUUGGCAUGGGCAGCGGCAGCGCCUGUAUCACCCAGGAGGUCAUGGCUGUCGGUCGUCCCCAGGCCGUGGCUGUGCGCAGCGUCACUUCGUUCGCCGCGCGCUUCGGCGUCCCCUGCAUUGCUGACGGCGGUGUCCAGAACGUCGGUCACAUCGUCAAGGGUCUUGCCAUGGGUGCUUCCACCGUGAUGAUGGGCGGUCUCCUGGCCGGUACCACCGAGUCCCCGGGCGAGUACUUCGUCAGCAACGAGGGCCAGCUGGUCAAGGCCUACCGUGGCAUGGGCUCCAUCGCCGCCAUGGAGGACAAGAAGGCCGGCGCCGGCUCCAAGGACGCCAAGGCCAGCAACGCCGGCACUGCCCGUUACUUCUCCGAGAAGGAUCGCGUUCUGGUUGCCCAGGGUGUUGCCGGCUCGGUCCUGGACCGCGGCUCCGUCACCAAGUUCAUCCCUUACUUGGUCGCCGGUGUCCAGCACUCUCUGCAGGAUAUCGGUGUGGAGAGCCUCGACGCGCUCCACAAGGGCGUCGACGGCGGCGUUGUGCGCUUCGAAGUGCGAAGCGCCAGUGCCCAGACCGAGGGUAACGUCCACGGUCUGCACAGCUACGACAAGAAGCUCUACUCUUAAGCGAGGGCGAGUUCUCUAUUGGGUUGUUUUUAAUAAAGAUUUGCCCACGCCAUGAUACGUGGACGACAUGAAAAUAAAAAGUAUGGGUAUGAGGGUCAGGAGUUAUGCUGCGUGGAUUGCGCUCAGAAUCGGUUUUGUUUUGAUGGUAUCGGAGGCACUUGGUUUUUUAGAGUACCUACCUAGCAUGAUGGCGCUGUGAAUGAAUCCAUCGAUUACAUGCUAUAGGAGUGG
Molecule: messenger RNA, 1999 nt
Organism: Aspergillus campestris IBT 28561
Lineage: Eukaryota; Fungi; Ascomycota; Eurotiomycetes; Eurotiales; Aspergillaceae
Product: putative IMP dehydrogenase
Exons: 3
Coding region: 128-1768 (546 amino acids)
Biological process (GO): GTP biosynthetic process
Cellular component (GO): cytoplasm
Molecular function (GO): IMP dehydrogenase activity
Source: RefSeq, a predicted model, not a curated record